Messenger RNA from Balearica regulorum gibbericeps (East African grey crowned-crane), 1938 nucleotides. The record is from RefSeq and is a predicted model, not a curated record. NCBI's taxonomy places the organism in Eukaryota, Metazoa, Chordata, Aves, Gruiformes, Gruidae.
GGGGUCUCUGCCGAGGAUGGGGACCCUCCUGGGGGCGAGAGGAGCAACCGCACGGCCUGCCCCAAGCAGCAGAUGGUGCACAAGUGUGAGCUCCUGCACGUUGCGAUUGUGUGUGCCGGGCACAACGCGAGCCGGGAUGUGGUCACCCUGGUGAAAUCCAUCCUCUUCCACAGGAAAAACCCCCUCCACUUUCACUUCAUCACGGACUCAGUGGCCCACCAGAUCCUCCAGAGGAUGUUGCCCUCCGUCCACGUCAGCUUCUACAACGCCGAUGACUUGAAGCCGGAGGUGUCGUGGAUCCCCAACAAGCACUAUUCCGGCAUCUACGGGCUGAUGAAGCUGACACUUACCAAGGCGCUGCCCUCCAACCUCUCCAAGGUCAUUGUCUUGGACACCGACAUCACCUUCGCCACUGACAUCGCUGAGCUCUGGGCUGUCUUUGGGAAGUUUUCUGACAAGCAGGUGAUCGGGCUGGUGGAGAACCAAAGCGACUGGUAUUUGGGCAACCUCUGGAAAAACCACAAACCAUGGCCGGCCCUGGGACGUGGCUUCAACACAGGGGUGAUCCUGCUCCUGCUGGACCGCCUGCGUCGCCUGGGCUGGGAGCAGAUGUGGCGGCUGACGGCGGAGCGAGAGCUCAUGAGCAUGCUCUCAACCUCGCUGGCCGAUCAGGACAUCUUUAACGCAGUGAUCAAGCAGGACCCGUCCCUGGUGUACCGGCUCCCCUGCUUCUGGAACGUGCAGCUCUCUGAUCACACCCGCUCAGAGCAGUGCUACACCGAGGUCUCAGAUCUCAAGGUGAUCCACUGGAACUCGCCCAAGAAGCUGCGGGUGAAGAACAAGCACGUGGAGUUCUUCCGCAACCUCUACCUGACCUUCCUGGAGUACGACGGGAACCUGCUGCGCAGGGAGCUCUUCGGCUGUGCCAGUCUCCCCAGCCCGCCCAGCAACCAGCUGCAGCAGGCGCUGGAGGAGUUGGAUGAGGAUGAUCCCUGCUACGAUUUCCGCCGGCAACACCUCACGCAGCACCGCGUCCACCUGUUCUUCCUGCAGUAUGAGUUCCUGGCCCUUCCCAACCCCACCGAUGUCACCCUCGUGGCCCAGCUCUCCAUGGACAGGUUACAGAUGUUGGAGGCCAUCUGCAAACACUGGGCAGGCCCCAUCAGCCUGGCGCUGUACAUGUCAGACGCAGAGGCCCAGCAGUUCCUGCGCUACGCCCAGGCCUCAGAGGUGCUGAGUGCCCGCCGCAACGUCGCCUACCACAUCGUCUACAAGGAGGGGCAGUUCUAUCCCAUCAACCUCCUGCGCAACGUGGCCUUGGCCAACACACAGACACCGUACGUCUUUCUGACGGACAUUGACUUCCUGCCUAUGUAUGGCCUCUAUGAUUACCUCAGGAACUCCAUCCAGCAGCUGGAGCUGCCCCAGAGGAAGGCAGCUCUCAUCGUGCCAGCGUUCGAGACCCUGCACUACCGCUUGACCUUCCCCAAAUCCAAAGCAGAGCUGCUCUCCAUGCUGGACAUGGGCUCCCUCUACACCUUCAGGUAGGGACUGGAGCUGCCCCACCGUCCAACAGCAGAAGCCAGUUGGGGGCCGGCCACGGUGCCAUCCCGCGUGGCGUGGCAGCCAGACUUCGAGCCUUACGUUGUAGUGAGGCGAGACUGCCCCAAGUACGACCAGAGGUUCGUGGGCUUCGGCUGGAACAAGGUGUCCCACAUCAUGGAGCUGGAUGCGCAGGUGGGUGUGGGGCUGCUCCUGGCACCGUGGAGGUGCCGGACCCACGUCCCCCUCGCCCCCAGCUUCGACAUCUCCAAGUUCCGCCUGAGCGCGGGGUACCGGGGCUGCCUCCAGACGCUGCGGGAGGAGUUCCACCAAGACCUGUCGCGGCGCUAUGGGGCUGCCGCACUCAAAUACCUCACCGCCGAGAGGAGCCUGUGA